Penicillium taxi is the source of this 1251-nucleotide messenger RNA. Its product is annotated as putative mitochondrial translation release factor (RF-1). The record is from RefSeq and is a predicted model, not a curated record. Gene Ontology annotation, biological process: translational termination. Gene Ontology annotation, molecular function: translation release factor activity. Bases 1 to 1251 code for a protein of 416 amino acids. The transcript has 3 exons. Lineage: Eukaryota; Fungi; Ascomycota; Eurotiomycetes; Eurotiales; Aspergillaceae.
AUGCUACGAUGCGGCCGCUUGCUACGGCCUUUAACAUUUGGCCCUAGACAAUUUAUACGAACAGCCCAUACUGAUUCCAACUUAUCCCCAGUUUUGUUGACAAGAGCCCGAUUACUCGCCGUUGAACAUACAGAUCUUUCGGAUCGUCUUGCUGAAUCGUUUGAUGCUACACUAGCCAAGCGAUCUGGAGAGCUAGCCCUAGUGACAAAUGCCCUGAAGGAAUGGGACGCUGCGAAUGAGUCUAUUGUUGAAUUGAACGCCCUGCUGGAGGAUAAAGAAACCGAUGAGGAACUUCGAUCGCUCGCGAAGGAAGACUUGAAUUCAACCACAGAUACCCUCCCUUCAAUAUCAGACCGAUUGAAGAAGUCGUUGAUUCCUCGACACCCAUUCGCGGAUCUGCCAUGUUUAGUAGAGAUUCGACCUGGCGCUGGAGGGGAUGAAGCCGGACUCUUUGCAUAUGAGAUGUUGCGGAUGUAUAUAGCCUUCUGUGCCCGGUUAGGUCUCCGGACAACGAUUUUGAAGCACGACGUCGAUGAUACAUCAUCAGAUGAUCGCCUUAGCGAGGGGGUAAUCGAGAUUGAAGCAGAGGGAGGAUAUGAUUUGCUGCGGACUGAAUCGGGGGUACAUCGUGUCCAGAGAGUGCCAGCAACUGAGACCAAGGGCCGCACUCAUACCAGCGCCGUCAGCGUGAUGGUGCUCCCAAGUUUCCCAGAGAGUGCAAGUGGCAUGGACAAUGCCUUGAACUUCGAAGACCCAAACAGCGACUACUAUAUUGAUCCACAGGAGGUGCGAGUGGAUAGGAUGAGGGCUUCAGGCCCCGGCGGACAGCAUGUGAACAAAACCGAGUCUGCCAUUCGAUUGACUCAUAUUCCCUCGGGGACUGUAGUCGCGAUGCAAGACGAGCGGUCUCAGCAGGCGAAUCGACGGAAAGCCUGGCAGAUUCUGCGAGCCAAGAUCGCCGAAGCUCGCCAAGAAGCACGAGAGCAAGAGCUGAUAGAGCUCCGGCGAGGAGCUCUGGGUGGAGUUGCUCGAAUGGGUCGAGGUGACAAGAUCCGAACUUACAACUUCGGCCAGAACCGUUGUACUGAUCACCGCAGUGGGGUUACAGUCCAUAAUUUGGAUGAUGUACUCAGCGGAGGCGACACUCUGGAGACAGUGAUGGAAAGUGUUCGCACUUGGAUGGCCGAUCGUGAGGUUGAAGCCAUGGUCGCACAGGAUUUGGCAAAAGACCAGAAAAAGAAUAAGAAAUAG